UAGCAGCUGGACAAGAAAAAUCAAAAUUUCCCGGACGGAAAAGGAAAAGAGCACAAGAUUGUAUUGAGUUACUGAAUUUACGCUCUGUCCUCGUCUGCUGCUAUUCCUUUUCUUCUCGUUACUUUGACGUGUUAGCUUUCUGGUGUUCAAGCCAGGUCGUACAGAAUUGAGGGCCACGGGCCUACUUUACUCGACUGAUGGCUUCUUUCGGGAUGGAGUCCUCCAUGGCGUCACUUCCGCCCGUCGAUCAAGACCACAUUGAGGUCCCUAUCAUUGAUGACAAUGAGCCCCUCAUCGAGGUCGUACGCAAACUUCAAAACUACAUGAUACAAGCGGUCUCCGAGGUCUCAUAUUCUUUUGAGGAAUUAAGAUUCUCACCUUGCGGACAGAAGCUGAGGUUACUGCUGUACUCAUUGGCAGAGAACUCGCACAACCCAUGUAUCAUCUCUGCACUGAUGAUCCUGAAGUGGGAGUUCAACAAUGCAGCCGAAAAUGACUGGGGUUUGAAUGAAGGCCGCGGCUAUGCAUGCGAAUACGUAGCAUGGCAGUUUCUCUGUCACAUCAAUCAGCGCGAGACUAUCGAAUACUUGCUGGAGGAGCUACCUAGCCCCGUGUAUACCUCGAUUAGCCUCACCCAAGCGGAGAGAGGCGCAUCGGGUUUCGCAGCGGCAGGCGACGCGCAAAGUUUCCAACGGGAAGGAGAACGAACACCCCUCCUUCUGCAUUCAUCGUCUUCGCUGUACCGAUUCUUCGGCGGGAAGAGGCGUGCAGGUAGCGCCUCGGAUAUAGCGAAUUCUGGAAGUAACGUUUCCUCUGCGGACGCGUAUGAGCUUAUGAAGUACUCCAUGUUCUUUGGACUGAGCGCCUUGGAAAUAGCAGCCAUCGCAGAAGCAAAGAAGUUCCUCAGUCAGAAAGUUGUUCAAAAGGUCAUUGAUAAUAUCUGGAACGGGGAGAUUGUGUUCUGGGACUCGCUCAGUGUUCAUUCCACCAAGAAACCUCAGUUCUUCAACAAAAGGACCGCGGAUCCAUACUCCCGCUUGAGGGUCCCAGUAUACCGCAAAGCCUUUGAGGCUGCAUUCUUCGUCUCCUUCCUGUUUCUUUACUAUGCUGUUUUGGUGGAGAGAAAGUCCACCGGAAUAGGCAUCUUCGAAACAUUGAUGUACAUCUGGAUUGCUGCUUUUGCCUACGACGAAUUCAGCGGCAUGACUGAUGCGGGGAUGGUCUUCUACCAGAUGGACUUCUGGAGUGUCUGGAACAUAGCCAUCAUCGGUACCGGUCUUGCCUUCAUGAUCAUAAGGGUUAUCGGUCUGGCGAAGAAGAGCGAUUACAUCACUGACCUAUCUUUCGAUAUCCUGUCUCUGGAGGCUUUGUUUCUAGUUCCUCGGUGAGUCCGGAGGCCCCCUGUGCCAGCAAGCUGAUACGUGUUUCAGCGGACUCUGACACAUGGGAGCUGAACAGGAUCUGCUCCCUGGUGAGCUUAAAUUCCUAUUUUGGAAGUCUGAUUCCGGUUCUCAAGGAGAUGGUGCAAUUACCCGGCUGCCCCGUAGUUGCAGGUGGCGAGG
Molecule: messenger RNA, 1562 nt
Organism: Aspergillus aculeatus ATCC 16872
Lineage: Eukaryota; Fungi; Ascomycota; Eurotiomycetes; Eurotiales; Aspergillaceae
Exons: 7
Coding region: 225-1388 (387 amino acids)
Source: RefSeq, a predicted model, not a curated record